AUGUUAAAAAGACAUGGCUGCUCGAGAGUAGAAAAUCUAAAUAAUGAUGUUGUAGAGCUCAUCCUGGAGAGACUACCAGUGGAGUCUCUCCUGAAACUCAAGUAUGUAUGCAAGACGUGGAACUCGACAAUCGAGUCGCAGUUUUUCAAGGAACGGCAGUGGAUCCGUCGUAGGCAAUCACGUGGUGAAGAUGUCCUUUUCGUGUCCAUUGUUGAUUAUCCUCCUCCUCAUCUUAGUUAUGAUGAAGCUGGGAAGAGUACAAUCCAAUUCGGGUCGUCAGUAUUUCGUACUGUCAAAUUCCCUUUUCUAAGCGAUGCGGUUUGCAUUAGUAAUUGUGACGGUCUGCUAUGCUUCACCGACGACGUCGAACCAAAUGUCGUGAUCAACCCCGCGACUGGAUGGCAUACAAAUUUUCCACACUCGAGAUUUCAACCGCUCCGACUUGACAUGCUUAAUAAAGGACUUUCUAACGUGCCAUAUCCAAAGCUUGGAUUCGGUAAAGAUAAACUCAGGGGCGGCACAUACAAGGCAGUCUGGCUAUAUAAUUCAACUGAUUUUGGCAAAGACGACGUUACUACGUGUGAAGUUUUUGAUUUUGGCAGUAGUACUAACGCUUGGAGGUACGUUCUCCCUGCUUCUCCUUAUCGGAUGCUUCGUUACCGAGAACCCUUGUAUUUUGAUGGGUCACUUUAUUGGCUCUCUGAGUGUGAAGAAACAAAGGUAUUAUCUUUCAAUCUUCACACCGAAACUUUUGAAGUCAUCUCACAAACUCCCUUUCUCCAAAAAAGUGCGCCUGCCUUGUCCCUCCUUGAUAACUGCUUGUGCAUAUCAGUGGAAAUAGAGCCCAACCUACUCAUUUUGUCGUUAAGUGGAAACAAGACAUGGGAUCUAAUGUUUUCGUUAGACCUCUAUGAGUGUGCUUAUUUGUUUGAGAGCCCCACCUCCACAAUCAUACCGCUAGCAAUCUUGGACAAAGAUAAGUUACUACUUCGUGGUGAUGGAGCCAUGAACAAUGUGCGAGUAGUCGUGAUACAUGAUCUCCGUACUAAAUCUUUUGAGGUACUCUACAAGCCUACCUCCUGUGGAUCUUGUGUUUGUUAUUUCCAAAGUUUAUUCACUGUUUAA
Molecule: messenger RNA, 1125 nt
Organism: Capsella rubella
Lineage: Eukaryota; Viridiplantae; Streptophyta; Magnoliopsida; Brassicales; Brassicaceae
Product: F-box protein At1g11270
Exons: 1
Coding region: 1-1125 (374 amino acids)
Molecular function (GO): protein binding
Source: RefSeq, a predicted model, not a curated record